Molecule: messenger RNA, 4300 nt
Organism: Octodon degus (degu)
Lineage: Eukaryota; Metazoa; Chordata; Mammalia; Rodentia; Octodontidae
Gene: Rpgr
Product: retinitis pigmentosa GTPase regulator
Exons: 18
Coding region: 21-3152 (1043 amino acids)
Biological process (GO): ubiquitin-dependent protein catabolic process; protein ubiquitination; visual perception
Cellular component (GO): photoreceptor outer segment
Molecular function (GO): ubiquitin protein ligase activity
Source: RefSeq, a predicted model, not a curated record
CGGUAGCGCGGUAGUAGCAAAUGCCGAGAGGGUCGCUACGGGGGGUUCGUGGGCUUCCGCGGCCCCGAGUGGGGAUGCGGUCGUACCCUAGGCCCCACCGAGCCGCCCCUGCCAUCUUCCCGGCCCAGCUGCCUCGUCCCUGUAUCACCCGCGGCAUGGGGGAGCCCGAGACGCAAGUGCCCGAUUCAGGUGCUGUGUUUACUUUUGGGAGAACUAAAUUUGCUGAAAAUAUGCCUAGUAAAUUCUGGUUUAAGAAUGACAUACCAAUGUAUCUUUCAUGUGGAGAUGAACACACGGCUGUUGUUACAGGAAAUAAUAAACUGUAUGUAUUUGGCAGCAACAACUGGGGUCAGUUAGGAUUAGGAUCAAAAUCAACUGUCAAGAAGCCAACAUGUGUCAAAGCUCUUAAAUCUGAAAAAGUCCAACUUGCUGCCUGUGGAAGGAACCACACUCUAGUUUUAACAGAAGUAGGUAAUGUAUAUGCAGCUGGAGGAAAUAAUGAAGGGCAGUUGGGCCUUGGUGAUACUGAAGAGAGAGACACGUUUCAUCAUAUUAGCUUUUUUACAUCUGAGCAUCACAUUAAACAGCUCUCUGCUGGAUCUAAUACUUCAGCUGCGCUAUCUGAGGAUGGACGACUUUUUAUGUGGGGUGACAAUUCUGAAGGGCAAAUUGGUUUAAAUGAUGUCAUUAAUGUGUGUGUCCCUCAUCAACUGGACAUUGGGAAACCAAUAUCUUGGAUCUCAUGUGGAUAUUACCAUUCGGCUUUUAUAACAAUUGAUGGUGAACUGUACACAUUUGGAGAACCUGAGAGUGGAAAACUCGGUCUUCCUGAAGAGCUUCUGAUCAAUCACAGAACACCUCAGCUCGUGGCUGGCAUUCCUGAGAAGGUGAUCCAAGUAGCUUGUGGUGGAGGGCACACUGCAGUUCUCACAGAGAAAGCUGUAUAUACUUUUGGGCUGGGACAGUUUGGUCAGCUGGGCCUUGGCACUUUUAUUUUUGAAACAUCAGAACCCAAAGUCAUUGAACAAAUUAAGAAUCAGAAGGUAACUUACAUUUCUUGUGGAGAAAAUCACACAGCUUUGAUAACAGAUAUAGGACUUAUAUAUACUUUUGGAGAUGGUCGGCAUGGAAAAUUAGGACCUGGACUAGAGAAUUUUGCAAAUCAGUUCUUUCCCAUAGUGUGCUCUGAAUUCUUGAGAUUUACAGUCCAAUUGGUUGCCUGUGGUGGAUGUCAAACACUAGUUUUUGCCUCUCCACGCGUUAAUGUAGUGGGAGAAAGUGAUUCCAAUCAAAUAAAUGAUUUUUACUUACCUGGAGCUACUUUGAUGCCCUCCGACAGUCUGACCUCAGGAAACGUACUGCAUAGAACUUUAGCAGCACGUCUGCGACGAAGAGAACGGGAGCGAUCCCCUGAUAGUGCUCAAAUGCUGCGAACACUACCUCGAUCAGAGAGGACUGCCACAUCACCUGCUUCUGUCCCUUUCAGUUUGUCUGUGAGUAAUCUGUCAGAGAAAAGCACCUUGGAGCCACCUGAGUCAGAUGUUUGUCAAGAUAAGGUGACAGAAGACAGAGGGACAGAACAGUUUUCAGCAGCAGACUCAGAAAGCCUGGGAGAAACUACUGAUGUUCUAAAUAUGACACAUAUGAUGAGCCUGAACACCAAUGACAAGUCAUUACAAUUUUCACCAGUUCAAAAACAAAAGAAACAAGACACAGUUGAGAAAUUGAUGCAGCGAACAUCUUGUACUGAAAGUGAUGAUAGCAAUGAAUGUGAAAAUGAAGAGUUAUCAGAAAUGAAAGAAGGGAAAGCACAUAAACAGGUAGUGAAAGGGAUCCUCAUGAUGCAAGAAUCUGAGACUUCAGAAGCAGAAGGAAGUCCUUCCCCAUCCUUUUCAGAUGAGGAAGUAGAUAAUGGCUCAGACCAGGGGGGGCUUCAGAUCCACACCAAUGAAAGCUGUAUGCAAAAAGAGGUAUUUAGUCAUGAAAAUAAAAGCAGUGUUGAUCAACUUGAUGCUAAAGAAAUAGAAAAGGAAAAUGAUGGACAAGAAAUAAUGUCUGAGAAGAAAACAGAGCUGGUGGAAGUGGCAGGUCUGAAUGAUAUAAGAGAAGGGGAAGAGAAUCUAAAAUGUGUGAAAUCUGAUAUAUUAUAUGAUGAUUUAUCAGAUAACGACAUGAAUACUGAGAAGGAAGAACUUGAGGGUUUUGUUAAGGAAAGGAAAAGUAGAAAGCAAGAUAUGAUCUUUGACAGUGAAAGAAAAUGCAUAGAAGAGCCAGAGAGUUAUGUGAAAUAUGAAAGCCACAUUCAGCGGAGGAAAGUUGACAGUUUCCUGCAGCCCAGGUCAAUAGAAUUUGGUAGUGAAGAUGAUGAUGAAGUUGAAACUGACCUUAAUUUGUGGCUCCAAAGACAAUUGAACAAACAAGAACUUGAUUCUAAAUUCAGAUCAUCAAAUUUCAUGGCCCAAUAUAAUUUUAAGUAUAACGACUUGCCAGUGAUACCAGAGGAAGAGGAAGAAGCAGAGAAUUUAGAAGAAAUCAUAGUCAAGGAGCAAGUGGUAGAGGCACAUAAGAAAAUUGUGGAGGUUCAAGGAGGAAGAAAAGAGGAAACAGAAACCCUGUCAGAUGACUAUACAGACAGAACAGAGGAUCAAGAAUUUUCAGAAACUGAAGACAUACAACCAGAAGACAUGGAUAAAGACAUUAAUGUCAAAAAUCAGAAAGAUAACGUGAAAUCUGUGGCUGAUGAUGAAAAAGAAGCAUCAGAAAAUAUUGACGUUGACUCAGCUAUUGUUGACAAAAAGGAAGAAAAAGCCAAAGUAAAAGAAAGGGUUGUUCGUGAAUACAAUGAAAAUCCAAAAGGAAACUUGUAUAGUUGCGAAAAGAAUAGUUCUUCAGAGGCUCUGGAAGUUAAUGAAUCAGUACCAAGUAAAGACAUAAAAAUACCAAGAAAAAAUUUCUUCUUGAAACGGAUAUCAAUGACAGGUCAGAAAAUUCCACAGAGUCCUAUGGAGCCAUUUUCAGAGAUAAAACCAAUAGGAGAUCAAGCAGCAGUACAAAGCAAUAAGAAAGAAGUCAUCCUUAAUCACAUAGGGCAAAACUAUAAUGAUGCUUCCCGCAAUGUGGGGGUAAAAUCAAGAGCCUGUACAAUACUAUGAAUACAUGUUUUCAUGGUUUACCAAGUGCAUUCGUAAUUUAUACUUGAAAAAUGUUAUAACUUCUAAAGGAAUAUAUCAGAUAACAGACUUUUAUUUUAUUUUUAUUUUUUAUUUUUUUGGUGGAACCAGGGAUUGACCUCAGGCCCUUGCGCUUGCCAGGCAAGUGCUUAUUCUACUGAGGUAUUGCCCCGACCCUGGUAACAGAGUUUUAAAGAUACCAGUUAAUAUUUUUGGUUUGAACAGUGUGACCAGUUUGAUAUUUAUUUAUGCUAAUAUUUUAAGAAGCAGUUUUAAAAUAUGUGUAUCUCAAACUCUCCGUGAAGUGUUGUAGUUUUAACUGUUCAGUGUUGCAUAAAACAAUAUAUUUUUAUAUGUGAAAAUUGAAGUAAGAUAUCCCAUAGUUUCGCUAAACAACUUUACUUAUUUAUAAUUUCAUAAGGCAAUGUAUGAAAUCUCUUAACAGUGAUACAUUUUAAUGUAUUUUAAAUUUUUACAACUGAGCCAAAACAAACCACAUCUGGUUAGUUCUACUGUUAAAAUGGAUGACAAUGAAUAAACUUUGGAAGUACUUAGAAUUAUCCAUUGAUCAAAUAGGAGGUAAAAUAUCUAAUUUUAAAAUGUCAAAGGAUAUAAAUUAUCUUUUCCCUGUUAAAAAAAGAAUACAAAUUCAACUGUGUGAUCAGUAGAUCUUCAUGGGGAAACUUGAGUGUCAAAAUUGCUUUCUAGUCUUUUGUUUAGAGAAGUGAUUGAACAUGAAAACAUGAUGUGGCAUGAUUAGUAUUGUUGACUGUGCCACAGACUGCCAUCAUAAGAGACCCAGGCAUAGCCAGGCUUGCUUAUUACACCUAUCUCUAGCAUUAACAGUGAUGAUCCAAUUCACCUGAAUCCCACAGGGUGCUACUGAGAGGCAUAGGAUGACUAACGCUGUUAAGUCUGUUCUGCUAAGGUAGAAACAUUACUUCCCCUGCUUAUAGCUGCUACUUAUUUAAUGGAGCAAUCCACCUUUAUUUUCUUCAUUUUAGGUUAUUAAUAAAACAUUUUAUUCUUCAGUUACAGUGACCCUUGCCCCAUUUAAAGAAAGAAAACAAUUCUAUCUUUGUAUUUCCUGCACAAAUGUAAUAUUAGUCUAGAGUAAAUAUGAUUUUUGA